UCCUCCACGUUUUACCCCUCCGUGGGCCCCGGCCGUACGAGUACCCAGGAUUACUAGCCUCGAGAUCCGGCCUCCGCGUGUCCGGCCAGCCCGAUCCGAGCCGUCCACGUCUCCGUUUUGCCGAUAUCCAAGUAAAGAGGCGCGUAGCCUGCCCAUGUGGCGACCACCGGCGGACGGACCCCCUUCGAGCUGGACGGCCACGAUUCGAUUGCCUUUUUCGUGCUGUCGCAUCAAAUAAAUGCCCCACACAUCGGUGUCGUCGCUGCUCCGAUCGCGCGCUGUGCACACUGCAUCAUCACCACCCUUUUCUUUUCCUCUUUGCUUUUUUCUGCAUGCAAUGAACAAGGACCGAAAGCUGUACCCGCCGGCGAAGAGAGCGAUUCCCGGAGGAUGACGACGGCCGCCGACGGAAUGAUGUUUCCGGGGGCGGCGGCCCCGGAGAAGGCCGGGAACGGCUCCCGGAGGAGGUUCAAGAUCCGGAGAGCUCACCGAAGCGGCCGUCGGCGCGCGCGGAAGAGAGAACCGGUCGCGAAGCGUCCGGAUGGGGAGGAGAAGCCGAUCGAGAUAUCCCUUUCGUUCUCUUCCUCGUCGUCCGAGAACGACGGGGUUGUGGUGGGCGAAGAGGAAGACGGAGCCCGCGAGAAGAGAAGCGAGCGCUCGAUCAAUCACGGGUCGCUCUCGGUGAUAGGGAGGAGGAGAGAGAUGGAGGACGCGGUGAGGGUGGAGCUAGGGUUCGCGAAGAGGCUGAAGGCGGGCGAGGUGUACGAUUUCUUCGGGGUCUACGACGGGCACGGCGGGGCGCGGGUGGCGGAGGCGUGCAGGGAGAGGCUGCACCGGCUGGUGGCGGAGGAGUUGGAGGGCCUUGACCAGGAGGCCGGGUGGGAAAUGGACUGGAAGGGGACGAUGGUGGGGUGUUUCGAGAAGAUGGACGGAGAGGUGACGGGCGGCGGCGCGGCGGAGGAGAUGAACACGGUGGGGUCGACGGCGGUGGUGGCGGUGGUGGGGAGGGAGGUGGUGGUGGCGGCGAAUUGCGGGGACUCGAGGGCGGUGUUGUGUAGAGGAGGUGUUGCUAUGGCCUUGACGGAUGACCAUAAGCCUAAUCGGCCCGAUGAAUUGAAGAGAGUUGAAGCUGCUGGGGGACGGGUCAUAAACUGGAACGGGCACCGCAUUCUCGGUGUCCUCUCUACCUCGAGAUCUAUAGGAGAUCAAUAUAUGAAACCAUUUGUGAUCCCGGAACCGGAGAUCAACGUGAGCAGACGAACCGACGCGGACGAAUUUCUGAUCCUUGCCAGCGACGGCCUGUGGGACGUCGUCUCGAACGAGUUUGCCUGCCAGGUCGUGCGCCAAUGCCUGGCGGGCCGGAUGAGGAGGAGAACUCGGGAGGGCGACGCGAUCAAGAACCGCGCCGCCGAAGCGGCGGCCAUGUUGGCUGAGCUCGCAAUGGCGCGGGGAAGCAAAGACAACAUCAGCGUCAUCGUGGUGGAGCUCGCCGGACCGAGCUAGCGGUUCCCUUUUUAAUUAUCGAACUGGAUUUGUUGUGUUUCUUGAUGCUACUCUGGACAUACUUGUCGAUCUUGCUUAAAGGUUGCCUUCUCUGGGUUCACGCUUGAA
This is a messenger RNA of Syzygium oleosum, 1611 nucleotides long. Its product is annotated as probable protein phosphatase 2C 8. The record is from RefSeq and is a predicted model, not a curated record. The coding region runs from base 391 to 1503 and encodes 370 amino acids. Gene Ontology annotation, cellular component: nucleus; cytosol. NCBI's taxonomy places the organism in Eukaryota, Viridiplantae, Streptophyta, Magnoliopsida, Myrtales, Myrtaceae. Gene Ontology annotation, biological process: protein dephosphorylation. Gene Ontology annotation, molecular function: cation binding; protein serine/threonine phosphatase activity. The transcript is spliced from 3 exons.